CGCGCGCCGAAUGGCGCGAAUAUUGACGUUUUUUUGACAGAACUGGUUGUUUUGCACCCGAAGUUAUUAUUUUUAUAUUUUCUAAAUAAAUAAUUAUAGAUAAUGGUGUGAAUUUUAAGAACAACAAUCAUGGGUAUAACGGGUUUAUUACCUUUUAUAGAAAAAGCCUCUGAGCGAAUUAAUGUUAGUGAAUUUAAUGGUUGUACAGUGGCAAUAGAUUCAUAUUGCUGGCUUCACAGGGGUGCCUUUGCUUGUGCUGAAAAACUGGUACGAGGUGAAGAGACUGAUAUGCAUAUAAAAUACUGUUUGAAAUUUGUGACUAUGCUGCUGUCUAAGAAUAUCAAACCUAUCUUAGUAUUUGACGGAAGGCACUUGCCUGCUAAAGCUUUAACUGAAUCCAAAAGGAGAGAGUCUCGAGACAUAUCUAAGAAAAGGGCAGCUGAGCUAUUAAGUCUUGGAAAGAUUGAGGAAGCCCGUAACUACAUGAAGCGUAGUGUGGACAUCACUCACUCUAUGGCUUUAAGUCUCAUCAAGGAGUGUAGGAAACGCAAUGUGGACUGCAUAGUGGCGCCUUAUGAAGCUGAUGCACAACUAGCCUAUUUGAACAUAAAAAAUAUUGCUCAAGUAGUCAUUACUGAAGAUUCUGAUCUCAUAUUGUUUGGGUGUAAAAAGGUAUUAUUCAAAAUGGAUCUCGACGGUGUCGGCACUCUAGUUGACACUACUAAACUACCCUUAGUAAUGAAGUGUCCCAUAGAGCGCUAUACAUUUGACAAGUUCAGACAGAUGUGUAUCAUGUCUGGCUGUGACUAUUUAGCUUCUCUGCCUGGCAUAGGUUUAGCAAGAGCUAGACAAUUUGUGACUGCUACUCAGGACUCGGAUUUUGCUAAUGCAUUAAAAAAGCUGCCAAGUUUCCUGAAUAAAUCCUCAAUAGUUGUAACAGAUGAGUACAGAGAGAAUUUCAUGAAAGCUGAAGCUACAUUCAAACAUCAGUACGUUUACGAUCCUUUGGAGAGACAAAUGGUCAGAUUGACAGAUCCUGAAAAUGAAGAUAUAGAAAAAGCGUUCUGUGUCAAUGCUGGUGAACUAUUGAACCCCGACAUAGCGUUUCAACUGGCUCUCGGAAAUCUAGAUCCUUUUAGUUUAAAGAAAAUGGACGACUGGCAUCCAGAUUUUUGUAGCAAUCAGAAUGAACCAGUAAGAACAAAUAACUGGAAAGAUACAGGAGUAUCGCCACAUCCCAGUAUUUGGAAAAAAGAGUUCCUAUCUUACCUCGACGAUUUAACUCCUUGGUCGAAAAAGGAAAAGAAAUCUGAACCAGUAUUUGCAAUAACAAUCACUAGGCCUAAGAAAGUGGUGCAACUAAGUAGUAAAUUCGUUCCUGAAACUCAGCUCGAUGAAAGUUUGUCAAUAGAAACAUUAAGCACGAUGUACUGUACAGAACCUGCUAGUAAGAAACAAAAGACAGACUGUGAUAACAACCAUAUUGACCUCACACAAUACUCCGAAAACGUACACAACCAACAAAUAAAUGAUGAAGAAAUCACAAACAAUAGCACACACAAAGAAAAAUCACCCAUAUUAGAAAAUAAGGAGAGAUCAUUUAGAAAAUGCCUUAAAAAAACUGGCAGCUAUUCCGUCCUUAAAAAACUGAGCAGUUUUCCUAGAACAGUUUUAGACAAUAAUGUGGUAGAAAGUAAGUUCUUCUCUGCGGAACCAAGUAUGAGUGAUAACAACUUGUCUCGAGAAAGCAUAACUAUCGAAGAAUCUCCGGAAAACAAAAGAAGGAAUCCGUUUAAAAAACAAGCUCCCAUAAGUAUUACAAUACCUGAUUCUGAAAUUCCCUUAGAAGAAAAUUCGCAAAAGGAGAAUUCUCCAGGCAAUAUUAGUCCGAAAUCUAGUAGUCCUAUAUUACAAGUUAGUCCUAUAUGUAGGAAUAGUGUGAGAGAAGUGGAUGUAAAUGUAAUAGAUAAUACGGCAAGUGAAGAAUCUGUGAUAGAAAAUACUUAUCCUUUGGAAACUUUGAUAACACCUACAGCCUCUCAGUCAUCUUUCGGCGCAUCACCAACGAAAUGGAGAAAUUCCCAAUCACAAUCGUUCUAUGGUAGCCAGACUAAUAAACCAAGGAACAAUUUAAAUAGCUUCAAAAAGUCUGCACCUAGGCAGAAUGGGAUCAAGAAAUCGCCGCCUUUGCCUAGUAAUCAACCUACGUUGCUCGGCAAGUUUGGUUUUCAGAAAAAGCCCGUUUUGAAAAGAUGCUGAACGUCAGAAGAAACUACGAAAAGUAUUUUACAUAUAUAAAUUAAGUAUCAAUCAAGACUGUCUGCAUUUUGAAUGUAAGGCUAGCUCGCAUACUGUCGAAAUGUAUGCCUCAAAUAUACACCGUUACUUUUUUAUCGUUUUAAUCUCGAAGACCUUGCAAUAGGUAUCAUAAAGCCCCCCUUCAGCAUGUUAGAUCAAAGAAAUAAGUGAAGAAUAAAAUCUGCUGUUUCAUACAUUAUUGACCGAUAGAAUUAAUUAUCUUUGUUUUUUUUUUCGCUUAUUUUGUUGAUCUAACAUGCUGAACGAGCUUUACUCAUGAUACCUUUUAUGAGGUUUUCGGGAAUAAAAUGAUAUAAUCGUUACAGUGUAUAUGUAAUACAUAUUUGAAAUUCAAAAGCAGCUAUAGUUACGUGUCUGGCUAGACCCAAGUGUUAUUAUUUUAAGUUAAGCAUCUGAGAUGUGCAUUUAAUUUAUGAAUUAUGUUAAUAAAUUGAGUACAAUGUUUAUGACGGAAGCAGCUAUAAACACUGCAUUUAUUGUUGACUGUAAUUAUGUUUCUAUUUAGGAAUGGUUUUGUAAAUAAAAUCGUUUCUAUGAAUAU
Messenger RNA from Helicoverpa armigera (cotton bollworm), 2860 nucleotides. RefSeq names its product exonuclease 1 (gene tos). The record is from RefSeq and is a predicted model, not a curated record. Gene Ontology annotation, molecular function: DNA binding; metal ion binding; 5'-3' DNA exonuclease activity. Bases 130 to 2259 code for a protein of 709 amino acids. Lineage: Eukaryota; Metazoa; Arthropoda; Insecta; Lepidoptera; Noctuidae. The transcript is spliced from 11 exons. Gene Ontology annotation, biological process: mismatch repair; DNA recombination. Gene Ontology annotation, cellular component: nucleus.